UGUGAAGUGUUCUGCUGCUCCUUCGGGCCAGGGGCUGUCAGUCAGAGCAAAGCUGCCCACCACCCAGGAAAUGGCUGUCAUGUCCUAUCUCUAGAAAUUAGCUGAAAAUCUAAGAAUUGACAACUGGGACCACAGGAAACAAAUGGGAUGAAAGUCAAGGGCUGGGACUUCCUCCUUGGAGUGUUUGACAAGGUCUGACGCAUGCGAGGCCUUUUGAAUCUGGGAAGCCCAGGACACACCCAACUUCCCGAGUGCUGAAUGCUGGGGCGUAGGUAAAAGGACAGAAGCAAAAAGCGUUUCAACAUGAGGGACCCAUGGACAGAUUGCUCGUAUACUAAAGUGUACAAGAACCUAAAGGAGCUUUCUCAAAAUGGGGAGAAUUUCUGCAAGCAGGUCACAUCCAUUCUUCAGCAAAGGGCAAACUUGGAGAUGAACUAUGCCAAAGGACUUCACAAAUUGGCAAUCAAGCUGAGCAAAGCAUUGCAGAACACAAAGAAGAACUGUCUCGUCAGCGCGUGGGCCUGGGUCUCGGAGGGCAUGAAGUCUGCAGCGGACCUGCAUCAGAAACUUGGCAAAGCAAUUGAGUUGGAAGCAAUAAAACCAGCUCAUCAAGUCCUCAGUGUACAUGAGAAGAAGAGAAAAUCCCUUGAUAAUGAAGUUGAAAAGGCAGCAAAUCUUGUCAUUAGCAACUGGAAUCAACAAAUAAAGGCCAAGAAGAAAUUAAUGGUUAGUACCAAGAAGCAUGAAGCACUUUUCCAUCUUGUAGAAAGCUCCAAACAAACGGUGACUAAGAAGGAGAAGCAGAAGCUCCUCAAUAAACUGAAAAAAUCAGCUGAGAAGUUGGCAAAAGAAGAUGAAAAUUACUACCAGAAAAACAUGGCUGGCUGUUCCACAAGAGUGAAAUGGGAAAAGAUGCUAGAAAACUGCUACCAGAGCAUCCUGGAGCUGGAGAAGGAAAGAAUUCAACUUCUGUACAACAACUUAAACCAGUACACCCAACAUAUUUCUGUUUUUGGCCAAACCCUGACCACAUGCCACACGCAGAUUCACGGUGCCGUUGGCAACUUAGAUGUCGAAAGAGAUGUCCAGGCGCUCAUGAAAGACACUGUGGUUUCACCUGCAGAAAAUAAAUCCGACUUCCUGUUAACAGAUUACUUUGAGGAAGAUCCCAGCAAUGCAAUGACUAAAGAGCGGCAGGAGUCAUCCAUAAAGUCAAAACUGGUGAGGCUGCAAGGAGAUAUUGAAAAAGCCUCCAGAGACCAGGAAGGCCUGGAACGCAUGCUGAAAGCGUACUGCAGCGAUGCCUCCUGCCCGGACGCAGAGAGCCAAAAAAUCACAGCGGCCUUAAUGGACGAGCAUUUUCUGUGCAUAUCUGCAUAUGAGUUGAAUGUGUCCUUUUCCAGACCUCUGCCAUUUUGGAAGUUAUCCUGGUAUCUCUUGACCCACCCAGUUGUGCCUCCUUUUCUAGAAAUUUACUCACAUGGCCAAAUGCUGUAUCCACAGACUAAUCUGAAAAUAGACCUUUUGCAAGCAAACUCCUAUAAACUGUCAUCAGUGUUAGCGGAACUUGAGAAAAGACCUCAACCCAGCCAUCCCUGUAGUAACUCCAUCUUCAAGUGGAAAGACAAGCAGCAGACACACAGUUACGUGAAAAUAUCUCGGCCUUUUCUGAUGAAGAGAUCAGAGAAUGUGGUGAGCAGAGCGUCUUCCGGUGGGCAGAGAAUUCCAAGGUCUUCCUCUGCAGCCUCUGGUGUGGCCCAGCUCAGCCAUGGUCUUUGUAAGGCCUUAUAUUCUUUUCAAGCCAGGCAGGAUGACGAAUUGAACUUGGAAAAAGGUGACAUUGUGACUAUACACCAGAAAAAAGAAGAAGGAUGGUGGUUUGGCUCUUUAAAGGGAAAGAAGGGCCAUUUUCCAGCCGCUUAUGUGGAGGAGCUCCCUUCAAAGGCUGGGAACACAGCCACACAGGCAUAAAACAAGAUUCUGAGCACAGCGCCUUCCACACUCGGUAAACUGUACAGUGCACUGCAAAUAAAGAUACAUGCUGUUAUCUUUGCAAGUUUAUCUUUCUAAGUGGGUUAUGGAGACAGCACUUUGCACUUUUGGUUAUUUGCUUGAAACGGAGUCAGAAGAUGGAGAGUGAAGGGAGAGAGGAAAAAGAUCCCACAGCUCCUAGGUGACUCCUGAGAGAAACUAGAGGUGACCCAGUACAGUCCCUGAUGUGGAAGAGAGAGAGAAACAGACUGAGUGCGUGCAGGCUCACUGCCUCCCUGAAGUCACAUCAUUCUCUGGUAGCACAACAGAAAUUAAGGCCCAGAUAUCCUUUUGGUCUGGGCUUGGCUGGCAGAGGCCGAGGCCAAGAUCCACAUGAUCGAAAGAGGGGGUGGGAGGCAAAAGUCCAAAUACUAGGUAGAGGGUAGAGUGGAGAUCCAUUCUGAGCCAGUGGCCUUCUGUGUCAGUGGCUCCUUGUAUACCCUCUGCCCCGAGCUGGAGCUGCUCUCAGAGUGAGUCAGAGACGGUUAGGGACCCGAGAGUGAGAACACGGUGGACAGGAAAGGGUUAGGAUGGGGGGAGUGGCUGAAACCUCGCACCUCCUUGCCUAUUUGGAAUCUUCAUAUAGCAACUCAAAAACAAGGAAUUCUGCACUUCCCAGCAAGGCCAUACAAAAGGAACACCCUAAACAGCUUCCUGGUGAAAGGAACUUUAAAUGCUAAUGUGUCUUUAAUUUGGGUAGAAAGUUCUAGAACCCGAUAUUUGCUGUCAAAAUAGAAUAUUUAGAAAGAUGAAGAUGUAUGCCAUUCCCUCAAACGUCCUAUAAAGUUAAAAGGUUUAGAAUGAGAGACUGGUGCUGCCAAACUCUUCCCGAGGGGUAUCAUUCCAGAAUGAUGAGAAGUGGUACAGUGGCUUCUUUCACAUGCUUCUUCGAAUGAAGUCCAUAAUGUUGACAGAAACAACUGGGCAUGUUUACUUUUGUGUCGAAUAGCAAAUCUGGCAUUAAAGGAGUAAUUAAAAUCAUUCUAUUACCCUCG
This is a messenger RNA of Manis pentadactyla (Chinese pangolin), 3026 nucleotides long. RefSeq names its product nitric oxide synthase trafficking (gene NOSTRIN). The transcript is spliced from 17 exons. The record is from RefSeq and is a predicted model, not a curated record. NCBI's taxonomy places the organism in Eukaryota, Metazoa, Chordata, Mammalia, Pholidota, Manidae. Bases 304 to 1971 code for a protein of 555 amino acids. Gene Ontology annotation, cellular component: plasma membrane; cytoplasm. Gene Ontology annotation, molecular function: protein binding. Gene Ontology annotation, biological process: signal transduction.